Molecule: messenger RNA, 537 nt
Organism: Durusdinium trenchii
Lineage: Eukaryota; Dinophyceae; Suessiales; Symbiodiniaceae
Source: the annotation of a GenBank genome assembly
AUGAUGCCGUCCAAAGAUGGUGGCUUCAUUGCAACGAUCCAGCAAGGCUUUCAAGGAAUAUUUGGCCAUUUGGCAACCUCUAAAGAGGAGGUCCUCAAGAAGCGGGGUCCCAUGUCAGCGGUGGAAUACGAGGCGGUUCCUGGAGAUGAUCUCGAUCAAAGAGUGCAGUUUUUUGCUAGGCAGAUCCCAGAACACUUAGGAGAGUGGCUGAAAAUCUAUCGAAAGGCUCGUGGAGAAUAUGAGGUGAGUGGCGAGGUGGUGCGUAUGGCCUGGCAAUCCACUGUGGGGCCACCCACGCCAGAGAUGCCCGAGGGCAAGAUUCUUCGCGAGGUCUUUGUCUUUGCCGAGUCUGAAACGAAUAGUGACGUGCCUGCAGAACCACUGCAUCUCUACUUGAGGCAUUCUGCCAACGUGGCUUAUGAUUUGCACUUUGGCAGUGCUAUGAUGAAGGUGCCUGAACAGAAUCGCCUGUCCUUCGCUGAAGAAAUUGGGACACUACUGAAAGACAGCGAUGCAGAUUCGAAGUACAAGGUGUGA